Messenger RNA from Phalaenopsis equestris, 459 nucleotides. RefSeq names its product senescence-specific cysteine protease SAG39-like. Lineage: Eukaryota; Viridiplantae; Streptophyta; Magnoliopsida; Asparagales; Orchidaceae. The coding region runs from base 1 to 459 and encodes 152 amino acids. The record is from RefSeq and is a predicted model, not a curated record. The transcript has a single exon.
AUGGAUUCAAGAAGACCUUCCUUAUGCCUCAUUCUGCCUGCAAUAAUCUUUCUCGUCCUCAUUUGCAUGGCUUUCCAGCUUGCCAAACUUCGGCCUAUCGAUCUUACAAUGGAAGCUCAAUUUGAACAGUGGAUCAUUCAGCAGAAACGCGUCUACGAGAACGCCACCGAGAAGGCGCGCCGGUUUAGUAUCUUCAAGGCCAACGUUGAGUACAUUGACUCAUUUAACGCCAAAGGAGACCGUACAGUCAGGCUUGGAGCCAACCAGUUCGCCGAUCGUACCGAUGAAGAGUACACUUCUAGACUAACUUCCAACGUUGAACCCCCGCUUAAGAGAAACAAUGAAUCGUUUCGUUAUGCCAACGUGACGGACGUCCCAUAUAGAAUCGACUGGAGGAAGUUAGGUGCUGUCACUCCCAUCAAAGAUCAAAAGAGAUGUGGUACAUCAAAGAUCAAGUAG